Molecule: messenger RNA, 3628 nt
Organism: Ictalurus furcatus (blue catfish)
Lineage: Eukaryota; Metazoa; Chordata; Actinopteri; Siluriformes; Ictaluridae
Gene: mab21l3
Product: mab-21-like 3
Exons: 8
Coding region: 2046-3209 (387 amino acids)
Source: RefSeq, a predicted model, not a curated record
AACAACAUAGCAACAUGACUUGAUGUCAAGAAACAAUCCUUGAGUUCAUUUGUAGCUUGGGACGGCUACUGAAAAGUAAGUGACACAAUGGGUGCUUCUCAUUUCUUAUUUGUGCAUCCUCAUUUCCUUUCUACGCUUCCUUUCCUUGCAUCUUAGCUCCACCCCCUUAGGAUGUGAGGGAAGGAUGCAAGGAUGAAAUGGGUGGAGAGAGGAAUCUCUCAAGCAUCCCUUCAAAGACAUCAAUUAAUGAUGACUGUGCUCCGCUGGAUUACCUCACUGUGCUUCAGGGAUCUGCCGUUAUGCUUUUUUUUUUUUUUUUGAUGUGCCGUUAUGUUGCUGGAGUUUGGUUAAUAACAACAUUCUUAAUAAAAUUAAAUGCACUGAUAGUAUGUGAAAUGUCUGGGUUAUUCAACAACGAAUUAAUAAACAAUACAUAAAUUAUCGCACCUUUUGUGCAGCUUUGCAUAUCCAAACAUGCAAGGAUCAAUUAAUUACAAUACUCAUUGCAAGCAUAUUAUUAUUUAAUUAUACUUCACACAAAAUUCCAUCACAUCAUCAAAGGACUUUUUGUUUGAGAUUGUGGCAGAUGGAAAGGAGGAGGGGAAUUUAUUCGUGCUUCAGGUUUUUCAACAAGAAACACUUCCACAUAGGACACACCUGUGUAUCCUCACUCCUAGCUCCUCACAGUGCAAUUAGAGAACUGAUAUGUCCUUCAAGAUGGCUGACUAAGAACGAUUUCCGGGUCACGGGCUUGAGGAGCAAGGAAAUGACGAAGCAUCAAUUUGAAUAUUGAGAAGCACCCAAUAUCUCACUCACGGCUUGACAUUUUAGCUUUAAAUUUAGUAUCUCCUUGGGAACAAACGCUGAUGGUCCCAGUGGCUUCUGGUCUUCCACCAUCACUAAGGAAUGUAUCCAAAGCACUUGGCCCCCAUAUUGUUUUCUUUGUAUAUUGUUAGGCACCAUUAUGUAAAUUAUGUAAGUUAAUAUGUAAAUUAGACAUAAUUCCCUUCAAAUGCUAUUGAGCUUUAAAUUAUGGUAUAUUUUGUGUAUGGGCCCAUUCUGUAGUGAAAUACAUGGUAAUAUUUAUAUAUGAUUUAAUAGCUUAUUUUGAUAAAUAUCAAAAAUCGAAGAGGUGUGCAUUAUAGCUGACACCUAGAUGAACACUUCACAGUUGGUUGUGUAACUGUAAGUCAUUCUCUUCAAAUGCUAUUUAAGUUAGAAACGUGUAUAACAAUGUCGUCUGUAACUUUAGAGACGGUCCCUUAAUUUCCGCAUAUCCGCGAAUAUCGAACGUCCAACGUCAAACCAACUUUAUUCCAGUACACUAUGCUCGUUUUAAACUACUCUCAGCACACAGUUUUUAGAGCGAUUUUUCACCCUGAUUUGAUCAGAUUUAAUUCAGCUUGUGCAACUUGCCCCUGGUUAGAGAACUAACUAAAAAGGCAAGCCUGUGGCAAGUUUAGCACACGAUAGCAUUAAAGCAGAAAAGAGAUUACGUGCCAUACCUCCGUUUAUUCUAAAAAUCCUCCCAUUUCCAAUGGAGCUCAAACCUAAACGGCCUUGUGCUCUGAACACGGCGGUUUGUUGUAGUUCGAGAGGGAGAAAUGAUUGCUGGGGUUUGUAGUUAAAGAUAUUGUAGUCAGAAACAUGACUGCAGUGUAGUGAACGAAUCUCAAGAUGGCGCCAAACACCACGUACCACUAUAUGAACCUAAGGGUUAUGUAGCACAUUAGUAGCACAAAUCUACAUUGACAAAUGCAGAUUAUUUGCCUGUGUGCACAUGCCUGAUCAGUCUAAUGUAGGCUGUGUGAGUGGAUCAGUGUUUAUUUGGCUGCCUAGAGGACCAUGGGACCACUUUACCAUCUGAAAAAGAUCAAUGCAACAAGAUCAAUCUGCUGGAGCUCUUUUCCAUCAGUUCUGUCCAUGUUACAUGGGUUAGGCUGCAAAAGAAAAGUCUUACAGAUUGGGACACGGACCUCUCAAGCACAGACGCACAAAGAAAAUAUAACAGCAGAGAAGAAGCCGCCACAUAGUAGGAUUGGGAAAUGACAAACUUUACUGAGGAAGACCUGGACCAUUAUUUACAGAAUCAGGUGGAUCUCAGACACCGGCAGGUCGCUAAAUCUGUAGAGGAAGUGCAAAAAAUAGUCAAUGAACUAACUGCUGAGAUCAGUUCAAAGGAUACCCGCUUCAGUUCCAUUGCCAACACAGGAGUUCACUGUAACAGCUUCAAAGAUCAGCCUGCUCUAGCAUUAAAAUGGGCUGCAUUACUUCAAGGAAGGGGUACUUACAAUCCUUCCAUUCAGGUGCUGACCCCCACUCUGUUCCUGAUAUCCGUGCCAAUACGUGGUCUUACAGGUUAUAAGGAGAGACGAGCUCAUCAGUGGCGGUAUUACACACUGAGUGGUUCACAGCUUCUUUCACCAGUCCGAGAACCAGAGAAGCUGCAUCAGUGGUUGGAACUGGAAAGCUUCACUAACCCCAUUCAGGAGUGGCAUGAUGCCCAUGUGGCCAUCGAAGGUGAUCUUGUGCCCUCCAAAGUAGUCAGUGUCUUCAAGGAGCAGGUAGAAGCAGCUAUUAAGACCUGUGGGCUGACAGAAAAAUUGAGCAUGCAGGAGUCACUGGGCUCAGUAGUGCGUGUGGCGGUAGAGAUAUCAGAAGUACAGAUAGAAGUAGAGCUGGUGCCCACAGUUGAGGUGAUGAACUGCUGGCCUAAGAGAGCCCGCUGGCCUCGUCUUCUACAGAGGUGGCCUUCUAAAGAGUGUGCUCGCUGUAUUAAGUCUUUUGGUUUCAACCUUAUGGCUACUUCUAAUUACCACUGGCUGCUGUCGUUCUCACGGGCAGAGCAGGUGCUGCUGGCUGGUAUAGAUGAAGAUGGUGGCUGUAGGAGGAAGUGUUACAGGGUGGUGCGACAGCUGAAGGAGGAUGUAUGGUGUCCAGGGAGCAAACCUGUCAUCACUACCCACCAUUUACAAACUCUGCUGUUCUGGACGUGUGAGAAGUACCCUAGCACCAGGGAUUGGUGCAACUUACGAGAGUGUGUGCUGCGUCUGGUGCAGAAGCUGCAUAAAUGUGUGUCGCAGCGCUACCUCAGACACUACUUUGUAUGCACCUACAACCUGCUGAAGUACACCAACACGAACGAGCUAGAUGAUAUGGCCAAGAAGAUCUCAGAGUUCCUCAGCAAUCCAAGCACCUAUAUUCAUUAGGAGCUCUUUUAACUUUUUAUAGUAUUCGAUUAUUUGAGUAAUGUGUAAUGUGGCAUUACUAGCUUGGUACAUAAUAGAAAUACAUUGAUGUGCAGUGAUAACUAAUGUUAAGGUCAAAUGUGUAGAUGAUACUGUAGUAGAGAGUGAGAAUUCAGCACAGUUACAUUAUGUAGGUAUUAGUUGUUUUAAUACAUGAAAGUUGAAUAAAGAAGGCUAAUUGUAUGUUAUUGAGACUUACAGUAAUAUGAAUGUUUUUCAUAGUUCAAACAGUACCUAUGCAAUGUCCUAGACAUCCCUAUCUCUAUAGAACUAUUACUAUUAACAUGAUCAUGAUCCACUUAGAUCAAGUCAAGUCAAGUCAAGUGUGUUUUUAUUGUCAUUCCUCUAUAUAGCUUGUACGCAUUAUUUAUACAACACAA